Molecule: messenger RNA, 2378 nt
Organism: Bacillus rossius redtenbacheri
Lineage: Eukaryota; Metazoa; Arthropoda; Insecta; Phasmatodea; Bacillidae
Product: kinesin-like protein KIF11
Exons: 11
Coding region: 109-2058 (649 amino acids)
Source: RefSeq, a predicted model, not a curated record
CGCGCUCGUGCGGCGGGCGAGUGCGGGAGCCGGUCAGUCGCGCGCGGAUGUCGUGGGGCGGAGCUGCUCGCGGCCGGCGGGGUCGGCAGCCAUGGCAGCGGCGCUAGCAUGGGCCCUGCGUGCGGCGUCCUGGGCACGGCGGCCGUGGUGGCGCUCGCUACGCUGCUGGUCACUCUCGACAGGCUGGCGCACAAGGAGUACACGGAAGAGAUAGAGCGGCUACGCCGGGAAGUCUUCCUCAGCCGCGAGACAUCUGGAGUGUUCAUGUCCCUGGAGAACUACACUCGGAUGGUGAACCAGAUGGAGCAGCAGGAACAGGAGCUUGCUGGGAGGACGGCAGACAUUGUGGCGCUGACCAAGAAAAUGGAUGCCAAGGAGAAAAUGUGCCAUCAGUUGAUUACGAAGCUGGAAAGGCGAGCGGAGAGGCCAGGAGAUGCUACAAACGUGACAUGCGAUACUGCUCAGCGCGUGGACCGGAGUCGGCCCCCAGCAGCGGAGCGCCAGAUGAGCGACCAACCAAAGACUGAAGUUCCCGUGGCAGAUGCACCACACGAGAACACUGGUAUCCGGCUCUCCAGGAAGAGGCUAGCUGAAAAAGAGAAUGAUCAAAUAAUCAGGGAUUUUCGGAUGAAGUUCAACCAGAAUAUGGCCCUGCUGGAAAACAGUAUUCAGAUGUUUUCUCAGAGCUACUACAAGUUCAACACGGGUUUCCAGGAAAGUCUGGGCAGCUAUCUGGAGAAAGGUGUGGCCGACAUGUCCACUCUGAGCGAAAAAAUGUCAUCACUCAUCGAUAGCCACGAUGAGAUUGUUCAGGGAUUGGAGCGUAUGAGCUCCGAAAUGGUGCACACCUCCCAGCGCAUGAUCCAGGGACACCUGCGGACGGCCCGCAAGGCUGCGGACCUGGAGGCUGGCAAGCUGCACUCCCACUGGACCGAGGUCGCCCUGCCCGAGCUGCAGGGCCUAGCGAGGAGCCUCCAGCUGCAGAAGGGAGAGACCGCAUCCCUCAAGAGGCUCAUGUCAGACCAGUUCACACGGUACCUGCCGCAGUUGGAGAAGCACGUCUCUGACCAGAAGGAGCUGUGCGCGCGCAUCAAGGACAACUUCCUCCAGUUCGCCCGGCAGCAGUCGCAGAGGGCGGAGAAGCUGCGAAACUUCCUGGCCGUGGUGCACGACGAGGAGAGUGCGGCUGCUGCCGAGAUAUCAUCCAUUCUUCACGGAGUGACACUCGCGCUGGAGGCAAAGAAGUCUCAGUCUGCCAAGUUCCUGGAGCGCGUGUCCCGAGUCGGAGAGGAGUUCUCGCGAGAGGACGAAGCAAGCAGCAAGCUGUCGCGAGUCAUUGCGGAGGACAUCGAUCGACAAGCGAAGAAGAACAAGGAGCAGCUCGAGCUGUACCAAGACCAAAGUGAGGAGAUAAACAUCAGCAUAGAUGGUAUCAUUGACAGGUCGCUGGCGUGCGGGAGCGCGGCGGAGCGCCACCUCCGGGAGCUGGAGACGAGCGUGCAAGGCGCGCUGAGCGGGGGACAGGCCGCCUGGAGGGACCACUACCAGCAGACGGAGGAGCACCUGAGGGCUCACGCGGAGCACCUCAACGCGGGCCUGGACGCACGGCUGCAGCAGACGCGCUUGCUGACCGGCACGGUGCACGGCACUGCAGAGGCGCACGAGGCGGCACUCGAGGGGCAGCGCCUGGGGCUGGGCGACUUCGUCCGCGGCCGCCAGGACGCGGCCGAGGAGCAGUGCUCGCGCGUGGCCGAGUGGAGCCACGCUGCCACCUCCGAGGUCCGGCGUCUCGACAGCGACCUCGAGAGGUUCAUCGGCGAGGACCUGCGCAUGGACCUAUCCAGAGAUCCAACUUCUCAAGGGGUCCACUACAGACUCUCAUCAGUGCUGUCUUCUCGGGAGGAGUUGCUGGAUGAGAUCAGAGCCUACGCGCACAUGAUAGCAGAUGAGAAGGCAAUGGAGGGCCCAACUCAUGAGAGCAUAAGCAGUAUCAACAAAGCCAAAGUGAGCCAAGAUUACAUCAGAAAAUUGGGCAAACACAAACGGGGAAGACAGUGACAAAAAUAAAUUACAAAUGUUUCUACGCUUAGAAGAGACAAUACCUAUCUGAAGAUAAAUAAGCUGCAAUAUAAUAUUGUAGAUGUGUUUUAUUGUCUAAUCAAGUGAUUAACCACGGACAAUGAAUGUUGUAUGCUGCAUUUAAUAUUGUACCUAAUUAAGUUAUUUAAUUCAUUGUUAGGUCCCAUAGUUUCUACCAUCUUUUUUAUGCCAAGUCUGUAUUUUAGUAUUCAGUUGUUUUUAAAUGUAAUUAGGUUUGGAAAUUGUUUUGUGCAUGUAACUUAUGUGCUGUGUGUUUAGUAAAGAAUUUUUUUUUUUUU